This is a messenger RNA of Lingula anatina, 974 nucleotides long. RefSeq names its product HCLS1-associated protein X-1. NCBI's taxonomy places the organism in Eukaryota, Metazoa, Brachiopoda, Lingulata, Lingulida, Lingulidae. Gene Ontology annotation, cellular component: sarcoplasmic reticulum; clathrin-coated vesicle; actin cytoskeleton. The record is from RefSeq and is a predicted model, not a curated record. Gene Ontology annotation, biological process: regulation of actin filament polymerization; negative regulation of apoptotic process.
GUGCGCAUGUGCCAUUGUAACUUCCUAAACCAUGUACUAGUAAAUAUUCUCGACGUUUCGUCACCAAAAAUGAAUUUAGACGACAUACUCCGGUCCUUUUUCGGCAUUCCUGGGAGAGAUCGAAAUGAUAACCGAAGCCCACUCUUUAGACCUUUGUAUGAAGAUGAUGAGGAGGAUGACUUUGAUGAGUUCCGUACCCACUUCCCAAGUUUUGGACAUGGAAGUGGAAUAUUUAGACAAUUUGAGGAUAUGUUUCGCCAAAUGGAGGAAGAAUUUCGAGGAAUGGGUAUUGACAGGCCUGGACCAGGAAUGAUGCCAGGUUUGCCGCCAGAUGCACCACAAAGGAGUCCAGGCCACCUCAGAGAUUAUAUGCUGAAACAACCAGAUGAAGACACAUCCAGAUUGAAUCCUACACCAUACAGUUCAGAGGAGAGGGAAGAUAAAGACUUAGAUGCUGAUGUGCGUUCUAAAGGAUUAGAUGCUGUUCUGAGAGGACUUCCGUCUUUUAAGGAACCUCCACAUCAAAGAGAUGAGGAGCCAAGAGUUACACCUAAUCAACCAUCUUUUAGAUCUUUUGGGUCAUCAUCUUCUUUUGUUACCAUAAGAGGGGCUGAUGGGAAAAUUGAACAAAGGAAGACGGUGAGAGACAGUGAGGGGAACGAGGAAACAACAGUCAUUAGGCAAAUUGGUGAUAAGACACAUACAAUUAUCACACACAGGGACAAAUAUGGGAGAGAACAAGUGCAGGAAGAUUACAAAAAUAUAGAAGGGAGUGAACUUCCAAACUUUGACUCUAAGUGGCAGGGCCAGGGAAGAAUGAAUGAAUCCAAUGACCCAAGAAACCAACUAAUCAAGCCUGAACAUGACAGUUCAAUGUUUGGUCGAGGCUUUUUAAGCAACAUUUUUGAAAAAUUCUAUUCCAAAUUCCCAUUUAAAAAGGAUGACAGAUAAGGAAAUGUAUUGAACUCGAUUAU